CGGUCGCCGUCCCCACUCUAUCGAGGACGGAGGAACCGAAGGGAACGCGUCCCCAGCCGCAGCAGGUCCCCUUAUCGUCCCUCCUAUAGGUGAUCUCCCAUGUCACACGCCACAUCAAUCUGUCGCGCUUUAUCUUUUCCCGUUGUUAAUUAGCAUUCGCUGUCUGUCGUGUAUACUGUAUAGAAAGGGUAGGGAAGGUAUAAGGAGAUGCUAAUCAGCCGAUUAGUUUUUCUAUUUAUUCAUUUUUUUUGCUAUGACAUCGGAUGUAUUAUAACUGCAAACCUGCUGAAUGGACUGAGAUUUCUGGGUCUCCUUAUGGUUUUUGGAUCUAUGGAUAGUUCGUGAGUUGUUUACUUGUUUUUUAUUAACAGUUAGCAGGUUCUGCUAGUAUCGCAGUUCAUGUGAAUAUGUGAUUGUUCUACUCCCUCCGUCCUGAAAAGUAUGUCACAGAUUUGUACUUUUCGGGACGGAAGGAAUAUGAUAUAUUCACGAUACUCAGAUCAUGUUUGGAAAAUUGGAAAUGAGGCAUCCAGGUCAAUUAUGUCAAUAGAAUAGGGGGCUAAAGUUCUAAUGAAAUUCAUGCUAUCAGCCCGAACGAGCUUUGCGCUUUGACCUGGAUGACAUUCAAUAUUGCCCAAGUUAAUGGAAUGUUGCAAUUUUAUUUGGAUUUUUGCAUCUGUUUUCCACCAUCCCACGAGGUUGGACUUCCAUGCAUUAGGUGCACCUUGCCCCCUUACAUGGUUAGCCAGUGUCUUUAAAUAUGUAAUUACGUUCGGUUUCGCAGCAACACUUAUGUUCCCACCAGCCAUUGGUGACAUUCCGGAAAAUAAGGAGAUCAAGCAAAAGGAUUAGUUAAUCUUUCCUUUCUCAGAAAAGUGGUUGUUUGAGAAGAAACUUAAACACUAUCCUUGUACUGGUUUAGGUGCAUACUACAACCUACAAAAUAAGCAUGAAUGACAAUUCCUCAUACUUGUGUUAGCUGAACAGUCCUGCAAGCUGCUCGAUUGUCUCCGGUUAUCCUGACUGGAAGGUAUUGUGAUGGCAACAGAGGAAAGCCGAAUUUCGUACCAGGGUACACAAUCUUCUGGAACAUCUUUGGGCAAACACACGUGCAGGGGCCAAAAGAGGGUGAAGGGGAGAAUUUGGUCAAUAAAUGUGGAGUUUCUUAUGUUACCAAUCUAUAUUAAUCUUAUAUAAAAACUACUAAAAUCUGCGGCGUCCAUUUUACAUCCAAACCAAGAAAAAGUGUUGAGGAUGGAAUGCAUAAGGAGGCAGCUUGGAACAUAUGAGCAGAUGAUGCUUGAAUAUAAUUACUGGUAAUCUGCAUUGCUUGACAAGAACUCCUUCGGUAGAAAGCAUGGAACGUACAAAGAUUUUUACUCUAUGCUGUAUUGCUGUGGAAUCCUUCAAAGUUCUAACAAUGUUUGAGGUAACUGCUUUCACUCACUUAUUAGGGCUUCAGUAAGUGAUAGUGAUUGCCUGUUUCAUGUUAUCCUAUCAUUGCUCCUAUAUUUUUUCCUUACCAUGGCAACCUUUGCAUUCCAGAAGGAAGAGCCCUUCACCCUCCUCUCCUAGGAGGCGCAAGAGUCGAUCUCCAUCAGAAAGACGUAACAAACGAAAGAGAAGUUGGAGUGUCACUAGCUCCCCAAUUGCCAAAUCAACUCCUCAGCUUAGGUCUCCAGAGAAUAAGAAUGUCAUUGAUAAGCAAAGGCUAGAAGAAGAAAAGAAAAGGUGCCAAAUAGAAGUUGAACUGAGACUAUUAGAGGAGGAAACAACAAAAAGAGUUGAGCAAGCUAUUAGAAAACAAGUUGAGGAUAGUAUGAAUUCUGAGGAAAUUAAACAUGAAAUACAAAGACGUAUUGAUGAAGGUCGGAAAAGGAUACAUGGAGAGGUGGCUGCUCAAAUCGAGAAAGAGAAGGUGUCGGCGUUGGUAGAGGCCCAGCAGAAAGCUGAACAUGAGAAGAAAGAGCGAGAAGAGCUAGAGAGGAAGCUUGAAGAAGACCGAAAGAAAGCAGAGGAGGCUCAGAUGAAGGUAGCUAUGGAGCAGCAACAGAAAGAGCUGGAACGGUAUCAGGAGUUGGAGAGGCUUCAGAAAGAGAGGGAGGAAGCCAUGAAGCAGAAACAGAUGGAGGAACAGCAGCAGAAGCAGAACCAGAUGAAGCUGCUGGGCAAGAACAAGUCGCGGCCGAAGCUGUCGUUCGCUUUUGGGACGAAGUAGUGUCGAUUUGCUAAGCGAAGAUAGCACCUUAGUUUCCAUUUAUAAACACCUGUACGUAACUGAUCAUUGCUGGUAUGUCGCUCAGACAAAUCCUGGUGUAGUAAAAGUUGUUUCUUCAUC
This is a messenger RNA of Lolium rigidum, 2338 nucleotides long. RefSeq lists its product as uncharacterized. Gene Ontology annotation, molecular function: cadherin binding. Gene Ontology annotation, cellular component: mitochondrion; nucleoplasm. Bases 1487 to 2218 code for a protein of 243 amino acids. Lineage: Eukaryota; Viridiplantae; Streptophyta; Magnoliopsida; Poales; Poaceae. The transcript is spliced from 4 exons. The record is from RefSeq and is a predicted model, not a curated record.